Cuscuta epithymum is the source of this 1842-nucleotide messenger RNA. NCBI's taxonomy places the organism in Eukaryota, Viridiplantae, Streptophyta, Magnoliopsida, Solanales, Convolvulaceae. The record is from the annotation of a GenBank genome assembly.
CCGUAGCUUCCGUUCUGCUAUUACCCUUAUCAACUCUGUUCUCUAAUCUCUACUAAUGUCCCCCAUUGCUCUCAUCAUUCACUCUGAUUCCUAAGCCACUCCGUAGAUCUAAGGCCCAACUACCUCUCUCGAGCUUCGGCUUCAUGACGCGUGUCUCGGCUCUGUUGCCGCCCAUCUCCGACAUGGAGGCUUCUAUUAACGCACUGGAGCAACUUUUGCAGUACCGUUUCAAAAACAGGAAGCUUCUGGAAGAAGCUCUUACCCACUCUUCUUUCACAGAGUCGUCCUCUUACCAGCGUCUGGAAUUCCUAGGUGACAUGGCUUUAGGGCUGGCCAUCUCCAACUUCGUCUACUUAUCCUAUCCUGAGCUAGACCCAGGCCAACUCUCUCUUCUUCGGUCAGCGAAUGUCAGCACCGAGAAGCUCGCUAGGGUAGCUGUCCAUCACAGCCUCUACAGAUAUGUCCGCCACAAUGCCCCUUCUCUUGAAGAAAAGGUGAAGGAGUUUGUGCUAGCAGUCCAGGAAGAAGACGAGACUGAAUUCUAUGGCGGAGCAAUCAAAGCACCAAAAAUUCUUGCAGACAUCGUUGAGUCUGUAGCCGCUGCUGUAUACGUUGACGUUGGAUUCGAUUUGAAGGAGUUUUGGAAGGUCUUUAGAGGCUUACUCGAGCCAAUAAUCACCCCUGAUGUGCUGCAAAAGCAACCUCAGCCUGUGACAAUGUUAUUUGAACAUUGCCAGAAAGUCGGAAAAUCUGUUGACAUAAGAUACAAUAAGACUGGACUGAACAACACUGCAAGCAUCUACAUUGAUGGAGAACACCUAGUCUCUUCAUCUUCAGAGCAGAAGGAAAAUGCGAGGCUUCAUGCUGCAAAGGCUGCACUAGAGAAGCUGGCUUAUAAAGUUGAAAAAAUCAACUUUGAGUUCGAUGAGACUAUGGGCAAUGAUGGAGCAAAACAGAAAUUGUAUGAACUUUGUGGGAAAAAAAAAUGGUCGAAACCUACUUACCGGGUUGAGAAUGAGAUAGGCCCAUCACACGACAAGAACUUUGUCUGCUCAGUUGAAGUAGGUAGCAUUGAUGGUUUAGCUAUUACAGUUGGUAAUAAGAAGUCUCAGGUGCUAUUCGCUACUGGAAAUAAAAUGUUGCGGAUCAGAGAUGCAGAGAACUCAGCUGCCUAUUCCAUGCUAUGUGCUCUGAAAGAUGCAAAUGUCAUAUGAUUCUCUCUACUUCUUAUGGACCGGUGAAAUUAACGGCACGUGGAGUUGCUCUUCCAACCGUCCGGGUGAAAUUUGAAUGAUCCAAUUGAUGUUCAGAUUUCAUCUGGAAGGAGGGUGGAAUAACUCGACGUGAUGUUCACUCCAUCGGAUCUAGAUAAUGUUAAUUUAGAAACUAGGUAGCUUAGUUUUAGUGAGAUCAUAGGUGGAACAUGGUGCAAUACUUUUUAAUUCUGGCAGAUGGUGAUUUCAGUUUAGUUGUCUAGAUAUGGAAUGCAAUUUACUCUGAAUGGCUUUGUGUGUAUUUCUCCACCCCCAUGAUUUGCUGGUUGAAGCAUUCUUUGGAAAAAAUAAAUGUCAUGUUAUCUCAAGGUUCGGUACAUUCCCAUUUGCACGCACAGCUUUUUGAAACAGACGUUACUUUUGAGCUUUGAAGAUAUUCUCCGUAUAAGCAAGUCUCAUAUCAUUAGAUAAAGUUAGACUUGACUUUACUUUAUUUAUUAAAAUAAAAUGUCAAAUUAACCUAUUGAUGAAACAUUACAGUUAACGUGUUAUGUGAAACAGUGAAAGCAUGAAAAUGAUUAAAUGACAUGUUCUGCACCCUAAUGUUAUCUCAACACUUUUACAUGUU